CUCCUUCAAGCUCCCUCUACACCUCUCCCCCUACCCUUUUUCCCUUUCUUUGUUUCCUUGAACUUCCUGUUGUCUUUGCUACUUUGACUGAGCCUAAAAGGCAAAACAUAUCAACCCCAUUCACACACACGCAUAGAGGCAGAACCAAGCAAGCAAAGCUGAGCGCACACUCAGACCAGAGAAGAGGAGGAAUGAAGGAGAGCGGCGGGGGAAGGAAGCAGGGGACGCCGUCGCCGUGCGCGGCGUGCAAGCUGCUGCGGAGGAGGUGCGCGCAGGACUGUGUGUUCGCCCCUUACUUCCCGGCUGACGAGCCCCACAAGUUCGCCAACGUCCACAAGGUCUUCGGCGCCAGCAAUGUCAACAAGAUGUUACAGGACCUACCGGUGCACCAGCGCGGAGACGCUGUGAGCAGCAUGGUCUAUGAAGCCAACGCCCGAGUACGGGACCCGGUCUACGGCUGCGUUGGGGCCAUAUCGUCUCUCCAGCAGCAGAUCGACAUGCUCCAGAGCCAGCUCGCCCAGGCCAAGGCCGAGGUGGUGCACCUCCGGGUCUGGCAGAACGCGACCCUAUCUAACCACGGUCCGAACCCGGCCAGCCCGAGCAACAGCGGGUCGCCUUCCUCGCGGCUCAUGGCCUCCCAGGGCAAAUCGAUUUUCGAAAUGGACAUGAUGGUGGACCAGCCAAGCUUGGGAGAUACAAUGUGGUGAAGCUUACCUUUUCCUAAACCACCAUAUACCGAAUAUACUUUUGGAGCCUAUGAUUCUAAACCAGCUCUCUCUUUCUUCUUUCUUCUUUCUUCUUUCUUCUUCUUCUUUUUUUUCCCCUCAUUUGAAGAAAUCUUAGAUUUCGAUUCGAUGUAUAUCCCACAUGAGCCGUAGAACGGCGGCGCCGCCACAGUGGAUGAUGGCUGAGCGGCCGCGGUAGGAGGAAAGGGUGAAGGCUAUUCACCCGCAGUUUUUAUUUUCUAAAAGGGUCACUAAUUACUAUUGACCUCAAUGUAGCUAUAGUCUUUUUUCGACUUUACCAAUGUGAGUAAUACUAUAUAAUUAUAGUGGAUUGUGCACUUAUGAAACAAA
This is a messenger RNA of Syzygium oleosum, 1076 nucleotides long. Its product is annotated as LOB domain-containing protein 4. The transcript is spliced from 2 exons. Bases 192 to 707 code for a protein of 171 amino acids. The record is from RefSeq and is a predicted model, not a curated record. NCBI's taxonomy places the organism in Eukaryota, Viridiplantae, Streptophyta, Magnoliopsida, Myrtales, Myrtaceae.